AUGCGUGGUGACCCAGAAAAAUUGGAUAUAUAUCGCAAGGUACCAAAAGAUUUAACGCAACCCACAACAGUUGGAGCUGUUAUUUCAAUUGUAUCUCUACUUUUUAUAUUUCUUAUGGUCUUUGCAAGUUUAGUCAACUUUUUGACACCAAAAAUACAGUCGGAGAUGUUUGUGGACGAUCCGGGUCGCGAAGGCCGAGUCAAAGUGACCGUCAAUGUUUCACUACCGUUUUUGUCUUGUGAAUAUAUAGGAGUGGAUAUACAAGAUGAAAACGGAAGGCACGAGGUCGGAUUUGUUCAUAACACAGAGAAGUUUCCAAUUGGAGAUUCCGGUUGUCGCUUUGAAGCUGCUUUUGAAAUUAACAAGGUGCCAGGAAACUUUCAUCUUAGCACACAUUCAUCUGCCCAGCAACCAGCUAACUAUGACAUGCGACAUCAAAUACACUCUGUUAAAUUUGGCGACAACAUUGGGGAUGAGAUUCCGUUUGGAAGCUUCAAUCCGUUAAACGGUCGCGAUGCAACAGGCGGUGAACCUCUAAGCACUCAUGAUUACGUUUUAAAGAUUGUGCCGUCGGUAUAUGAAACGAUGAGCGGUAAAGUAAAGUACAGUUACCAGUAUACUUAUGCCCACAAAGAAUAUUUGUCACGUCACUCAACUGGGAGAAUUAUUCCAGCGAUUUGGUUCCGUUACGAACUACAACCGAUUACUGUAAAAUACACAGAACAAAGAGGGCAAAGCUUUGAUACUCUCGUCACAUCAAUUUGUGCCGUAGUGGGUGGUACUUUUGUAAUUGCUUGGUUUAUCGAUUCAUUCCUAUUUACGUUAAGCGAAAUUUACAAGAAGUAUCAGAUUGGUAAACUCAGUUAA
Molecule: messenger RNA, 867 nt
Organism: Enterobius vermicularis (human pinworm)
Lineage: Eukaryota; Metazoa; Nematoda; Chromadorea; Rhabditida; Oxyuridae
Source: the annotation of a GenBank genome assembly